Penaeus monodon (black tiger shrimp) is the source of this 4487-nucleotide messenger RNA. Its product is annotated as zinc finger protein 91-like. The record is from RefSeq and is a predicted model, not a curated record. NCBI's taxonomy places the organism in Eukaryota, Metazoa, Arthropoda, Malacostraca, Decapoda, Penaeidae. Gene Ontology annotation, cellular component: nucleus.
CAUACUGGGGAAAAACCAUAUCAGUGUGAAGAAUGUGGUCAGACAUUCUCUACAAUGACAAGGUUAAAGUUUCACAUAAUGAUACAUACAGGUGAGAGAAGAUAUACAUGUGAAGAAUGUGGUGCUCGCUUUCGAGAGAAAGCAACCCUUCAGAAACAUCGUGGUGUUCACUUAGUUAGAGGGCCAUUCCCUUGUAAAACAUGUGGCAAAGAAUUUCCAAGAUUAGCAAGUUUAUCUCUUCAUCGUAGAAUACAUGAACAGCCAGUAUAUCCACUAGCUGAAAAUAGAGUUAAUAGUCUUUCAUCCACUGAUCAAGUAACAGCAAAUGUAGACCCUGCUACAGCUUCUGCACAUGUACUCAAAGAAACAGAACAAUAUGCUAAGAAGGAAGAAAUAGUGAACAGACCUUGUACCUUCGAAAACAUUCCACAUGUAACAGAGUCAAUUGAGUUAACUACAUCACAAAGCAAGCAAACAUAUUUUAAUGAAGUACAAGAAGAUCAACUUGUAAGUAGUGAAACUAGUCAUAAUGUUUGUACAGAACAACAGGAGAAUGUAAUUCUGGAAUCUUCACCAAUCAAUUCCUCAUUCAGUAAUAAUGAAACAGUAGUACAAGCUGAAAAUGAAUCUCAGAGUGUGAUAAGCAUUGCAGACCCUGAUCAAGUACAAAAGGCUUUGGAAAGUGGGACUGUAUGGGAAACACACCAGGAAAAUGGGGAGGAGCUUCUAAUUGUGAUACCACCAUCCUUAACAGGAAGAGAAAUAACAUUAGUCUCUGAUGUGAAUCGUAUGCAUAGUAGAGAACCAACGUUCACACAGACAGCAGCUCCAGUUUUCCACCUAUCACAGGACCAGACUGAAGUUGUACAGGAUUACCCACAAGUUAUUCAUGAAGAAAUCCAUGAGAAAGUGCAGCAGAGUCAUCCACAUCUUGUACAAGAGGAGCACAACUCUGAAGUACAGACUUACCCUAUAGUUCUUGAAGAAGAAGUACAUGAAACCAAUUCAGGACUCUUGGUAUGGGAUGAUGGCCUAGAUCCUGUUACUGAAGUAACAUAUGUAAUAGAGGAAGGGGCUCAGGAUCCAAUCAUGAUACAUCAAGAUCAAGCCCAAUUUAUGCAUGAAAGUAAAGUGGUUACAGAAGUUACAAGGAAGAGGAAGAAAACAAAGGAGUUUUGGCUUAUGGAUGGAGAAGAAAAGCAAGAAAAAAUUAAGGAACAGGAUUCUGUUUUAGUUAAGACAAAGAUUAAAAAGAAAAAACAAAUUGAUAAGAAAGUAAGAGUGCGCAAAGAUUAUGACUGUCAGCAGUGUGGGAAGUCCUGCAAAACCUCCUCCAACUAUAAUACUCAUAUGAGAAAACACACUGGGGAAAGACCAUAUUUUUGUGGUAUAUGUGGUCUGGGCUUCAAACAGAUACCUCACCUCAGGGGCCAUAUCAGAACUCAUACUGGUGAAAAACCAUAUACUUGCUCCAAUUGUAAUGCAAGUUUUGCUCAGACUUCAAGAUUAAAUAUUCAUAAAAAGAAAUGCAAUAAGGAAACACCAGUUACUGCAAAGAAACCAAAACUAGAACCUGCAUGUAAGGUGAGAAACUUUUACUGUAAAAUCUGUGAUAAGACUUUUAUUGAUGAAUGCUUUAAGAGAGACCAUAUGAAGACACAUAUGGAAUCUAGCCAAUACACCUGUGAAAUAUGUGGUAUGACUUAUAAAAGUAAAAGUAGUAUGCAGAAACACAAGCUGGUACAUUUUAAAGACAGAUGGAGUUGUCAGUUAUGUGGAGAAAGUUUCAGUAGUAAGGCUACCUUGCAUUUCCAUAAGGUAGCAGUGCACAAAUCAGAUGAAGUUAGUAAUGAUGCUUCAGGAAUGGUUAUUAAUGUGAAGAUCGGAGAAGAAAAAGACUUUGUUGUUAUCAAUCCUUCCAUUAAGAAUGUUUCCAGUGACUUUGGGAAUGAUGGCCAGAUUAAAACAGAAAAGAUAGAAAUUACAGAAGCAGACAAUUUUUCUGUCAAGAGAGAGAUAAUACAGAUUACAGAUGCAGAGGAUGGUACUGUGAAAAGCGAGGUAAUGUCUGCAGGUGAUGAGGAAAGUUGUACACAGAUAUCAGAUGCUGAUAGAAGUACCAAUGAAGACCAGGGAACUGAUUUUGCUAAACCUUUAGGUAAUGCUGAUAUGAAAGCUGAAAUUCAAGACUUACUUACUGUGGAUACACAUCACUCAGCAGUAAAGAAGGAAGUUGGUGCAGGAAAGUUAAAAGCCAUCUAUGAUGAGCAAGGAAGGAAGGUAUUUGUUUGUAAAGUGUGUGACAAAGCCUUUUUACAGUCAUCAAAUCUCCUUAGUCACAUGAGAAUGCAUACAGGUGAAAGGCCCUAUAAGUGUAAUUUAUGUCCAUUAGCAUUUAGACAAAUAACUCAUCUCAAAGAUCAUAUGAACACACACACUGGUGUAAGAGCAUUUAAGUGUGGAGUUUGUCAGAUGACUUUCUCUCAGAGGUCAGCUGCCAGACGCCAUAUAAAGACAGUUCAUGAUCGCAAUGCUGAUGUUGUCAAGACUGGAAAUGUUUAUUCACUACGAAAUACCCCGACUGAUCCUGAUAACCAAACUCGGGAAACAAGUGAUCCAAAUCAAAUCAGUAAGAUGAAAAAGGGGAAAACAUCUGAAAAGAUCUAUGAAACAUGUGAGAAAUGUGAAAGGAGGUAUUCAACCUCAUACAUGAAAAUCCACCUAAGGUGCCACUCAGGUGAAAGACCUUUUAGUUGUGAUAUUUGUAAACAAUCAUUCAAACAGAAGUCACACCUUUUGUCUCAUAUGCUACGCCACACAGGAGAAAAACCUUAUGUAUGCAAUGUAUGUCAUGCAUCUUACACACAGUCAUUUAGGCUAAAGGAACAUAUGAAGAAAUGUAUUGAAGAAAAGAUCAGCAAUAAAAAGGGUAAUGAUGAACAGGGUAAUAAAGCAAACAGAAAAAAAGAAAAAGGAAAGGUUAAGACUGAUAUUAAAAAUGAAUUUUUAUGCAGCUGUGGUGCUACUUUCAAGAGACAGGUUCUCUUGACUAGUCACAGGCAGAAAUGUACUUGGAACAUCGAAAGUGAUCACAGCACAGAUGUUAGUGAUGAGGAAAUUCCCUACCAUGAUGACAGUGAUGAGGAAAUAGAACCAAAAAGUAGGCAGGAUGGUAGCAAAGGCUGUGCCAAGAGAGAGAAAGAGGACAAGAGACUUCCAACAAAAGUGGACAAAAAAGUGAAGCAGUUCACAUGUAGUAAAUGUGGUAGGUUGUUUGAGGAUUUCCUUCUGUACAAAGAUCAUUUAAAAGAGCAUAGCAGCAGCCUUACAGAGGUUUGUGAAGAAUGUGGAAUAGUUUUCAGAAGGGCUUCAGCUUUAGCAUUCCAUCAGAAGAUGAAUCACAACAAGUCAAAUGAUGAAUGGUCAUAUGGAUAUAGUGAAGAGAAAGAGGUCCAUGUUAAAAGAGAAGUCAUGAGCAGUGAUGAAGAAGAAUUUGAGCAAGUUUGGCCUGUUGAGAAAGUGCCUAUAAAGGCAGAAGAUACAAAAGAAUCAAAAACAGAAUGCAGAGGAGACAGCCACCAUGAAAAAAAUUCUGAAUUAAAUUUGGGAAAAGGAAGGACAGGAUCUGGUACAAAGGAAGAGAAAAUGGUUCAUAGUGGUAAUACAUACACAAGAGAAAAAAACUGUUUAAGUACAAAACCAACUAUAGAACAGAAGGAAAAGAGAAUGAUGAGCAGAACUAAAAAGCCCUUAAAAGAACAUGGUUGCAGACUGUGUAAUGAAAUUUUUAAAAGUCAGGUUGACCUGAGCAAUCAUACUAAGAUUUGUAAAUUGACAGGAAGUUCUGUUAAAGUCAAAAGAAGAAAGAAUGCAGUUGAGGGUGCUUCUUGCAAUAAAAUUGUUAGUGAAGUUGAGUGUGAAAACAAUCCAGAGACAACAGAAAUGCAGUAUCCUUGUAAACUGUGUGGUCAGACUUUCACUAGGUCAUCAAAGCUGAAACAUCAUUUGAAUAUGUGGUGCAAAGGUAUGAAAAAGGAGUCUAAAACUUGAUAAAAUCUGCAGUUCAGGUAUAUCUUGCAGUAUGGAGAUAUUAUAGCAUGUGCAUUUAGGUGGCUGGUUAAUUUAAUGUGGUUUUAUUUAUUCUGUUUAUUUUUAAAGGAAACAGAAGUUCAUUAGAAAUAGGUAAAUGAUGUAAUAGUAAAUGUUAUUUUCCUCCAAAGUAAAGAACGUGUUGAAUAUUCUAGUCAUGUCACUAAGCAGUGGUUGUUUCUGUAGUGAAUACAUAUUUUUGGUAAAACUGAUUUAUUACAAAAUAAGAAAGCAUUAACAUUUUAUGAUAGAUUUUGUAUAUUAUAAAACUAAUUUCCAUAUAUAAGAGAUUUGAAAUAUGUCUUUAAGUGAUAUGGUAAAAGUUGUCUGUUAUGAUCAUUUUUUAUUGUGCGAUAAGACUGCUUUUAUACAUUUAUGGAAGUUGAUUAAAAAAAAGA